Messenger RNA from Ilex paraguariensis (yerba mate), 1770 nucleotides. The record is from the annotation of a GenBank genome assembly. Lineage: Eukaryota; Viridiplantae; Streptophyta; Magnoliopsida; Aquifoliales; Aquifoliaceae.
CUCUCUCUCUCUCUCUCUCUCUCUCUCUCUCUCUCAAGCACACACAUUUUCUGAUACAGUUAACAGUUGAUUUUGUUGCACAGAAUCUUGCCUUAUUCCUGCAAUCAAAAGAAUGGCGGCCAAAAGGUUUUUCGAUGAAUCUAGCCCUAACCCAGAUCAACCAAACCAGAAACGGUCCAGAACUAGACCUUCUUUUGCUUCAGUUAUCAGGGAAGUGGUUACGUUGAAUUUCCUAGAGAACUUAUGUUCAGCGCUGGAGCCAAUGCUACGAAGAGUGGUAAAAGAAGAGGUGGAACAUGUACUUAGACGCAGUUCACGAUCUUUGACUAGGUCUCCUUCUUUACGAAUCCAAUCACUUGAACCCUCAACGCUACAACUGGUAUUCAGUGGAAAACUUUUCCUCCCAAUCUUCACCGGAACCAAAAUUCUCGACACCGAAAACAACUUUCUUCAAAUCCUUCUUGCUGACACAAAAGGCGAUCCAAUUCUUCCGACAACUCUUUCGUUUCCGAUCAAAGUUGAAGUUGUUGUUUUAGACGGGGACUUCCCUCCCGGAGAUCGUCAGACAUGGACCCGUGAUGAAUUUGAUCGGAAUAUUGUGAAGGAAAGGGCCGGAAAGCGGCCUUUGCUUACCGGAAACUUGAAUGUUACCAUGAGAGACGAGUCUGCUCCGGUUGGGGACAUCGAAUUUACGGACAAUUCGAGCUGGAUUCGGAGUAGGAGAUUUAGGCUUGGUGCAAGAGUGGUUCCAGGGACCAGUAAUGGAAUUAUUAUACGAGAAGCCAUGACUGAAUCUUUUAUUGUCAAAGACCACCGUGGAGAAUUAUACAAAAAACAUCAUCCACCCAUUCUGGAAGAUGAGGUGUGGCGUCUUGAGAAGAUUGGGAAAGAUGGAGCUUUUCACAAGAAGCUAGCUUCUGAGGGCAUUGAAACUGUGCAAGAUUUCUUGAAGCUCUCCAUUGUUGACCAAUGCAAGCUCAGAAAGAUCUUAGGACCAGGAAUGUCAGAAAGGAUGUGGGAAGUAACUUUAAAACAUGCAAGGACUUGUGUUUUAGGCAGCAAACUAUAUAUAUCCCGUGGACCCAAUUUCUUUGUGAUCCUGAAUCCUAUAUGCCAAGUCGUCAAGGCUUUGAUUGAUGGACAGCUGUUCCCUACAGAUCGUGACCUAACAAACAUAAAUAGGGCAUAUAUUGAAUCAUUGGUUAAAGAAGCAUAUGAAAAAUGGAAUUCCUUAGAAGAAGUUGAUGGACCUUCGACUGAGACAGGACUCCUAAGUCAAGGUGAGGUGGUGGAUCAAUAUCCCAAUCAACUUCACAGCACAAUGACAAAACCGUAUCAGCAGCAUACAUUUCUAACUGAUGGAGCCAUUGAAGGGGGCACAGUGUCAGGCAAUGGACAAGUAGAAUGUAGUGAUCAGUGGAUCAAUAAUGCCGCAUACGGUUGCAAUCCCGUUGAAAGUGGUGCUUGUUAUAACUUCUCGGAGUGUUCCUCCGACGGUGAACUACCACCUCUAAGGUGUUUCAUCCACGAAAACUAAUGGUCUUUCUUGUACAUCAUGUUGAUUAUUGAUCUGGUGAAUUUGUGGCCGCCCCUUGUUAAAAUGUUGUGGCUUGGCACAACUUAGGAUUCUUCCAUUGCAAUGAAUAGUCGUUAUGUUUCUUACCUUUUCUUGUAUAGAGCCUGCCAAAAUUUCUAGCAAUGAAGCUCUAAUUUGAUGUGUAUUUGCUUUGCAGAUUUUGAUUAUUUGAUUCCUAAUGUGAAAAAGCUUGU